AACAGAGAACAAAGACUAACAUUUUGAUCAUGCAAAGAGUGUUUUGAUUUCAAGUGUUAAGCACAUCAUUUCUCACUUUACCCUCUUUUCUUCUAAAUGUCUCGCAUACUAGUAGAAGAUGAUAAUGCAACACCGUUUCAUUCAAUGGAGAUUAUUAGUUCGUCGUUGACUUUAGGUCAACUUCUCAAGAACGUUAGCGACGUCCGUAAGGUACAAGUCGGCGACGAGACUCCUGUUCAUGAGUUCUUUGACCGAGACGGUUCUUCACUUGACGGAGAUGAUGAUCAUCUCAUGCGUCCUGUUCCCUUCGUUCUAUCUUUCAACAACCUCACUUACAACGUCUCUGUUCGCCGGAAACUUGAGUUUCACGACCUGGUUCCAUGGAGGAGGUCAUCUUUCUCCAAGACCAAAACUCUUCUCGAUAAUAUCUCCGGUGAGACUCGUGAUGGAGAGAUUCUUGCCGUUCUUGGAGCUAGCGGGUCAGGUAAAUCCACUCUCAUCGACGCUUUAGCGAAUCGGAUCGCUAAAGGAAGCUUGAAAGGCACGGUAACUCUUAACGGAGAAGCUCUUCAAUCCCGGAUGCUGAAAGUUAUCUCAGCUUAUGUAAUGCAAGACGAUCUUCUCUUCCCGAUGCUUACUGUAGAAGAAACCUUAAUGUUCGCAGCUGAGUUUCGCUUACCAAGAAGCUUGCCUAAAUCCAAGAAGAAGCUUCGAGUUCAAGCCCUAAUCGACCAGCUAGGGAUAAGAAACGCUGCUAAAACAAUCAUAGGAGACGAAGGACACCGUGGAAUCUCCGGAGGAGAAAGACGGCGAGUUUCGAUAGGAAUCGAUAUCAUUCACGACCCGAUUGUUCUCUUCCUCGACGAACCUACUUCUGGUUUAGAUUCCACAAGUGCAUUCAUGGUGGUUAAAGUGUUGAAGAGAAUUGCAGAGAGUGGCAGUAUCGUAAUAAUGUCAAUACAUCAGCCAAGUCACAGAGUUCUCAGUUUGCUUGAUCGUCUGAUCUUCUUGUCACGUGGUCACACCGUCUUCAGUGGUUCUCCGGCGAGUCUACCGAGCUUUUUCGCUGGAUUCGGUAAUCCGAUACCGGAAAACGAGAAUCAAACGGAGUUUGCACUCGAUCUCAUCAGAGAACUCGAAGGAUCAGCUGGAGGAACAAGAGGAUUAGUUGAAUUCAACAAGAAAUGGCAAGAGAUGAAAAAACAGAGCAAUCCUCAAACCCUAACUCCGCCGGCUUCUCCAAACUCAAAUUUAACCCUGAAAGAAGCGAUUUCAGCCAGCAUAAGCAGAGGUAAACUAGUCUCCGGCGGCGGCGCUGGAUCAUCCGUCAUAAACCACGGUGGCGGAACCUUAGCCGUCCCUGCAUUCGCGAAUCCGUUCUGGAUCGAAAUCAAAACUCUCACCAAACGCUCAAUCCUCAAUUCUAGAAGACAACCGGAGCUACUCGGAAUGCGAUUAGCCACCGUUAUCGUCACCGGAUUCAUCUUAGCCACCGUGUUUUGGCGAUUAGACAAUUCACCAAAAGGCGUACAAGAGCGGCUAGGGUUCUUCGCAUUCGCAAUGUCAACAAUGUUCUACACUUGCGCCGAUGCUCUUCCCGUAUUUCUCCAGGAACGUUACAUCUUCAUGAGAGAAACAGCUUACAACGCUUACCGGAGAUCCUCCUACGUUCUCUCUCACGCCAUUGUUACCUUCCCUUCGCUCAUCUUCCUCUCUUUAGCUUUCGCAGUGACGACGUUUUGGGCUGUUGGGCUUGAAGGAGGACCAAUGGGCUUUUUGUUCUAUUGCUUAAUCAUCUUAGCCUCUUUCUGGUCCGGAAGCUCCUUCGUGACUUUCUUAUCCGGCGUCGUUCCACAUGUGAUGUUAGGCUACACGAUCGUUGUUGCUAUUUUAGCUUACUUCUUGCUUUUCAGUGGCUUCUUCAUCAACAGAGAUCGAAUCCCUCAGUAUUGGAUUUGGUUUCAUUAUCUUUCUCUGGUUAAGUAUCCGUACGAGGCGGUUCUUCAGAACGAAUUCUCGAAUCCUACUGAAUGUUUUGUGAGAGGUGUUCAGCUUUUUGACAACUCGCCUUUGGGAGAAUUGACGUAUGGGAUGAAGCUAAGGCUUUUGGAUUCUGUGAGCCGAUCGAUCGGGAUGAGAAUAUCGAGCUCUACGUGUUUAACGACGGGUGCUGAUGUUCUAAAGCAGCAAGGAGUGACACAACUUAGUAAAUGGAAUUGCUUGCUUAUCACGGCCUCUUUGGACACGGACUUCUUACCCUGGUUAGAACGAAUUGCUGGAGCAAAGAUAACUAACACGCUUUCGAUUGGGAAAUCCACCUAUGGCAGGUCACUGUUUGCCUCAAAAUUUAUCCAUGCCGGAGAAUGCAUGUUGAAAGUCCCUUUUAAUGCGUCUAGCUCUAACAGAAAUUUUCAGCAAAUAACUCCAGAUGAAUUGCCCCCGGAUAUUAGAGUUUCAUUGAUCGAUGACGUUGGGAAUAUUGGAAAGCUUGCUACUGUUCUAAUAAGAGAGAAGAAAAAGGGUCAAAAGUCUCGAUGGCUCCCUUAUAUCAGCCGACUUCCUCAACCUGCAGAGAUGCACAGCACGAUAUUUUGGGGUGAAGAUGAGUUCAGCAUGAUUCGUUGUAGUGCAGUUCACAAGGAAACCGUAAAACAAAAAGCUCAGAUAGAAAAGGAAUUCUCAUUUGUAGCACAGGCAUUUAAACAACAUUAUCCCAUGGUGAUUGAACGCCCAGAUUUGGAAGACUUCAUGUAUGCAUAUGCUUUAGUGGGAUCUCGUGCGUGGGAAACCUCAAAAGGCAUAUCUCUGAUUCCGUUUGCAGACUUCAUGAACCAUGAUGGGCUUUCUGCAUCAAUCGUUUUGAGCGAUGAAGACAAUCAACUAUCAGAGGUCACAGCAGAUCGUAACUACAGUCCCGGUGAUGAGGUGUUCAUUAAGUAUGGAGAAUUCUCAAAUGCUACACUCAUGUUAGAUUUUGGAUUUACCCUUCCUUACAACAUUCAUGACGAGGUUCAAAUCCAAAUGGAUGUACCGAAUGAUGAUCCUCUUCGCGACAUGAAGCUGGGACUUCUCCAGACACAUCACACUCGAACUGUCAAAGAUAUCAAUAUCUUUCACUCGUCUUGUGAUACUUUCACAAUCAAGGAAGUGAAAUCUGCUAUAGGAAAAGGGAAAGGAAUUCCACAAUCUCUCCGUGCAUUUGCUCGUGUUCUCUGUUGUACCAUUCCCCAAGAGCUAAAUGAUUUGUCAAAAGAAGCUGCACAAAAUGAUGGCCGACUAGCUCGUCUUCCUUUUGAAAACAGGAGUAGAGAGUUGGAGGCACAUAAGAUCCUCUUGUCUCAUAUCAACAGAUUAAUUGCGGAUCAUAGUGCUUGCAUCAAGGAAAUGGAAGAAUCUAAAAGCUAUUUUGUAUCACAAAGAUUUGCUGUUAGAAGGAAGAUGGCAAAAGAUCUCCUACACGGUGAGCUUCGUGUUCUGACAUCUGCAGCUGAAUGGCUCAAUUAUUAUUGCACAACCUUGUUUUCAGUCACUUCGGAACCGAUUUUACAGUCUCUACAAUAGCAAUAUACCUAUGAAUUGAGAUAUUGGAAUGAAUAAAAAAGAUUAGUGUUA
This is a messenger RNA of Arabidopsis arenosa, 3612 nucleotides long. The record is from the annotation of a GenBank genome assembly. Lineage: Eukaryota; Viridiplantae; Streptophyta; Magnoliopsida; Brassicales; Brassicaceae.